Molecule: messenger RNA, 1129 nt
Organism: Misgurnus anguillicaudatus (oriental weatherfish)
Lineage: Eukaryota; Metazoa; Chordata; Actinopteri; Cypriniformes; Cobitidae
Gene: gins1
Product: GINS complex subunit 1 (Psf1 homolog)
Biological process (GO): DNA strand elongation involved in mitotic DNA replication; DNA replication
Cellular component (GO): GINS complex
Source: RefSeq, a predicted model, not a curated record
ACGCGACUCUCCGUAGUACCCUAAAGUUCACGUGAUCACAAUAACAAAAUUACCGCGAAAACAAGUCUUUGACUACAUUAGAAAUUUCGAUAGCUAAUAGUAUAUUGCAGUAAUAUCGAUUUUGUUUGUUUGUUUCGGGACACAUUUAUAAUGUUUUGUGAGAAGGCAGUGGAGCUCAUCAGAGAACUUCAUCGGAUGGGCGACGGUCAGCUGCCCGCCUUUAACGAAGACGGUAUUCGCCAAGUCCUAGAGGAAAUGAAAGCACUGUACGAACAGAACCAAAGCGAUGUAAACGAGGCAAAGACAGAGAGCAAAAGUGAGCUGAUUCCCACGAUCAAGUUUCGACACUGCUGUCUGCUGAGGAACCAGCGCUGUAUUGCGGCAUACCUAUAUGAUCGCCUUCUGCGGAUCCGUGCUCUCAGAUGGGAGUAUGGAAGUGUGCUGCCCACAACCAUCAGAUUUCACAUGUGUGCUGAAGAGACGGAGUGGUUUAAUCAGUACAAAAAGUCAUUGGCAACCUAUAUGAGAUCUCUUGGGGGAGAGGAAGGUUUGGACAUAACACAGGAUAUGAAGCCUCCUAAAAGUUUAUACAUUGAGGUGCGAUGUCUAAAAGACCAUGGAGAAUUUGAAGUUGACGAUGGCACAGUUAUUCUGCUAAAGAAAAAUAGCCAGCACUUUUUGCCCAGAUGGAAAUGUGAGCAGCUCAUUCGUCAGGGUGUAUUAGAGCACGUCAUAUCCUAAGAUAAAAGCACACUUUUAUUGUGGAUACUUGUAAAUUUUUUAGUGUAAGGAGACUGGAGAUUUGAAUUGUCUGAUCGGUUAUCUCAUCACCAAGCAUACAGACAGCAGAGCAUGUGUACACGGGUGAAACUUUACUUGCUCAAAUUUUCAACAGUAAUAAUAGGACAGUAUGAUACAUAUACAACUCAGUGGUACCAUCAAAGGAGAAUUUUUGCAACAUUUACAAUGAUUGAUUUUCAAAUGGACAUUAGUGCAUCGUAAUUAAAAACUGUGCAACUUCAAGAUAAGAUUUGUAUCAAAACUGUACACUUUAUGAAUACUGUGCAUAGGUAUUGCAUCAAAUUGGUAUUAAAAUGUAAUGAAUAAAAAUGCUUUUUUAAAUACUUAA